This is a messenger RNA of Tachysurus fulvidraco (yellow catfish), 3539 nucleotides long. Its product is annotated as inner centromere protein. The record is from RefSeq and is a predicted model, not a curated record. The coding region runs from base 271 to 2946 and encodes 891 amino acids. Gene Ontology annotation, biological process: mitotic cytokinesis; metaphase chromosome alignment; positive regulation of protein serine/threonine kinase activity. The transcript is spliced from 21 exons. Gene Ontology annotation, molecular function: protein serine/threonine kinase activator activity. Lineage: Eukaryota; Metazoa; Chordata; Actinopteri; Siluriformes; Bagridae. Gene Ontology annotation, cellular component: meiotic spindle midzone; kinetochore; nucleus.
UUUUCCGUCGGUUUUGAUUGGUCACGCGAAGUCUGACGGACGAGUAUAUGAACCAAUGGCUUUGCGUAUAGCUCAUGAUUGGUGUUCUGAGAAUUUUAAACUACUUAAACGGUUUUGAGCGGGUGGCUGGAGAACAGUCCGUACAUUAGUGGGAUUGCUGUUGUUUUUGUGUCUCAGUCGGAGUUGAAUGUUUAUAAUAAAAAGGACACACGAGGCCAGAAGACGUCAAGUGAACUCUUAGGCCUUGUUUUUAACAAAAGGGACGCAGCCAUGAGUUCCCUGCCCGAGGCCACUCGCUCCCUUGUGCAGGUGUUCAAUGGGAAGCUGCAGGAGUUCACCAAUGAGAUUGAGAGCAUUCACAUGGUAUGGCUGGAGGAGAUUCAGCAGGAGGCUAAGCGCAUGUUCUCCAGUGACUUUAGCACAGAGCCAGAGCUUAUGCCAAAGACUCCAUCACAAAAAAAGACAAAUCGACGGAAACGGGUGUCCACAGAGCUCGGCGAAUCUCGUAGCAAAAGACGUUUCUCUAAAGGGAAGCGCAGUAACCUGCGUCGUUCCUCAGUCCAGCUCACUCUCAAUUCGAUCUCUGAGUUGGUGGAUGCACAUGUCCCCAGUAACAGUACUGACAGCGUGGCCGAGGAGCCUGUUCGCCGAACGCGCCGUAAUAAAGCCACAGCAGUUACCGCCGCAGACAGUGAGCCGGUCAAACGUAGCACACGCAACAAAGCAGCUGCCAAGGCAAAGGAGCAGGCUGAGAAUGUGGAGGAGAAACCGGAAGCUCCACAGUCACCUGAAAAUGUUUCAGAGGAACAGGAGCCCAAGAGAGAGGGGUCUAGUAGCUCUUCAUCUCCUGUGCUGGUGUCUGAGGUCAUGGUGAAAGUCUCCUCAGCUGAGCGUCUUUCUGCUGAAAAGCUGCUCCAGUGCUCUCCCUCUCCCGGCCGCUCCGCACAGAAGAUCAUCAUCGCAGCUGCAGGUGGCCAGGGAUCGACUCGGAGCUCAGGCCGACAAUCCUUGGUUGUGCGGCGCUCCCUGGCAGGCCUCAGGCAUAGCAUGACUCAGGAAGCAGUGCGCCGUGCUUCUCGACGCUCGUUUCUGAAGAAGAAAGCCAGGCUGGGCAACUCGACAUGUAGCAGCACCGUCAGUGGGGAUGUGGAUAUGGAACCAGAGGACCACGAUGAUGUGGAUGACCAGAUGGAAGAGGCGGUUACCGAGGAAGAGCCCGCAGCAGAAUCUAACACCGAAACGGAGCCGACGCAGCCUGAGGUGAUCAACCAAGAGCCCGAGCCUGCGAAGCCGGUAGAGAUGAACGUUCCAAUAUUGGUGGAGGAAGAGACGAUGGCAUCUCCGAGUGUCCAGGAAAACUACAGAUUCACACGCUCCAUGGCUCGGCCCUCGGUAUCAGAUGACGGUGGGAAAAACGCUCAGGACGAUGUCCGAGCCUCUCGCACGGCUUCCAAACGUGCAGCAGCAGAAGCCGCCGCAGAAGCGAUUUGCACCCCGAAAAAGAAGCACUCUCCUCCUAAAAAGUGCAUGACCGGCAUCACACCCAGCAUGCGCACUUUCCUGCACACGGUGCAGAAGAACCAGCUGCUGAUGAUGACGCCGAACUCUCUCGGUCGCACUUCGGUCAUGAAGUCCUUCAUUAAGCAGAGCGGAAAACUUGACGUCAAGUUGAGCACUGGCUCAGUGGAACGGGAGCGACAGAAAUGGGACGCACUUAACAAGAAGAUCGAACAAGAAAACGAACGAAAGAAAAAGAUGGAGGAGGAGAGAAGGAGGAAACAGGAAGAAAUGAAAAAAAAACGGGACGAGCGUUUGAAACGAGUCGUGGAGGCCCGGGUGAAGGGAGAAAAGGAAAAAGAGCAGGAAAAGAAAAAGAAAAUCGAAGAAAAAAUGGCACAAAUAGAGAAGAAAAACGACAUGCUGCGUGUGGAGCGGCUCGCCGAGGAGAAGGCGAAGAAAAAGGUGGCGACCAAACGUCAAGAGGAACUGGAACUGCGCAGGAAACAGGAGGAAGCAGCACGGAAGAAAAAGCUUCAACAGGCUGAGGAGGAGGAGCGGCGACACCAGGAGCUGCUGGCCAAGCGCAAAGCCGAGGAGGAGCGUGAGAAGGCACGCAAACAAGCCGAGGCUGCUCGUGCACUGGAGCUUAAGAAGGAGCAAGAGAAGGAGAGAGAACGAGAGAGGGAGAGGCAACGUGAGGAGAAGGAGAGAGAGCGACAGGUUGCCGCUGAGAGAGAGCGGCUGGAGCGGGAGAGAGCGGAGAGAGAGAAGGCCAUAGCUCUUCAGAAGGAGCUGGAGAGAGCAGCCAAGGAGAAGGAGAGGAGAGAGCUAGAGGAGAAGAGAAGGAAGGAAGAGGAGAUGAAAAAGGCUGAGGAGGAGAGACUGGCCCAACAGAAACGUGCUGCUGCUGCACCUCCACCCCCUACUACCACUACUGCUGUAAAUCUGCCCAUCAGCAAAGCUCUUAACGCCACCAUUACACACAGUCCUGCACUGAAUGUCACUGUAGAUAUUGAGCAAUCAGUCAUGAAAACUCCUGUGGGAAAAGGUGACGCUCAUAACAAGACAAUCGGGGAUAAGGGAUCGGGGCUGAACGUCACCGUAGAUGUCGAGCAGUCUCCUCAGUCCUACCAGAUUACACCUAAAGGCAAGAAGGUUGCAGUUUUGGUUAAUCCAGACGACUACGGUAUGGACCAGAACAGCGAUGACUCCACAGACGACGAGUCGGCACCCAGGAAACCCAUCCCUUCAUGGGCCGAGGGCAUGCAUCUUCAGCAAGCUAUUAUGAAGCAAUAUUAUGACCCACUGGAUCUGCACUCGUACUUUGGGGAUGUUGAGCAGCCCAAACUGGAGAAGAUCUUUCAAAGGAGCAAACCACGCUUCUUCAAGCGCACGAGCUCUGCCGUCUGGCACUCUCCUCCACGUAUGGGUGCCAUGCCUAACUAGACGGAAACCGGCUCUUAGUCUCGUGUGUCUUUUUUUUUUUUUUUCCCCCUGUCUGUGUUUUUUUUUAAUGUAAGCAUUUUAGAUCUGUGUUUAUAUAAAACAUUUGAAUUCACUUAAAUAAAAUGCUAUAAAGAUGUAUCAGAAGUAGAGUAAUACAAAAACAUACAAGGGUUUUGCAGCCAGACUCUGGGCACGUUCCAGUCCUCCACAGAGUCCUCCUCAGACUCUUAUUUUAACUUGCAGUAUUUAUCAAUACUGUACGUAUUGUUAGAAAUCGUGGCCUUGGUUUGUUCGGCCCGAACGAGCAUUUCCACUGACGGGUUUCAGUAAUCACUAUGUAUGUAUAUAAAUUGAAUGAAUCGGUUUAUUUGAUCAGUUUGUCUCGCUUUUGUUUUCUCCUCCCUUUCUUUUGAUUUUAUUUUCUGAACCUUCCAAUAUAUUUAAACAUAUGCAGGAUUUAAGCUGCACCCAUUUGUCUCCGUGGACUAAGGCGCUAAGUUACAUUAUUUUUAGUAUUGGGUCUGUACCAAAGCAUUUGAAUUUUUGUUGUUGUUGUUUUUAGGUGUAAUAAAAGAAAUGGUUAUAGGAUGCCA